Molecule: messenger RNA, 1104 nt
Organism: Apis laboriosa (Himalayan honeybee)
Lineage: Eukaryota; Metazoa; Arthropoda; Insecta; Hymenoptera; Apidae
Product: epimerase family protein SDR39U1
Exons: 6
Coding region: 125-1018 (297 amino acids)
Source: RefSeq, a predicted model, not a curated record
ACUUAGUAAUCGAUGAUAAUUUAAUAAAGUUAGUUACUGUAUCGAAUAUAAUUUCUACAAAUACAAUACGUAAUAUAUACAUUUCUAGGAACUAUCUAUUUUCUAAUAUAUUUUUACGAUAAAAAUGACGCUAAAACACGUAGUUAUAGGUGGUGGUACAGGUUUUAUCGGAACACAAAUAAUAAAUUCAUUGUGUCAUAAAGGUGCUUCUUAUACAUGUAUUUCUCGCAUGCCUGGGCCUAAUCGAAUUUCAUGGCAUGAUUUGGAAUGUUAUGGUUUACCUGAAAAUACUACUGCUGUAAUCAAUGUUGCUGGUCAGAAUAUACUUGAUCCAAAACAGCGAUGGUCAGAAGGAUUUAAACAAAAUGUUAUAAAUAGCAGAGUAGAAACAACAAAAUCUUUAGCUAAAGCUAUUACAAAUACUAAAGCUAAUGUUUUUAUAACAAUUUCUGGAGUAUCAUAUUAUAAACCAAAUGAUACAGAAUAUACAGAAGAAAAUAAAUGUGAAAAAUAUGAUUUCCUAUCAGAACUUUGUCAUAACUGGGAAGCAGCUGCACAACUUCCAAAAGAUAGCAAUAUCAGACAAGUUACAAUUAGAUCAGGAGUUGUAUUAGGAAGAAAUGGUGGUAUGAUCAAACAAAUAUAUUUACCAUUUUUCUUUGGAUUGGGUGGUCCUAUUGAUAAUGGAAAACAAUAUAUGCCAUGGAUACACAUAACAGAUUUGGUCAAUUUGUUUCUAUUUUCUAUUGAAAAUAAAAAUGUACAUGGUAUAUUAAAUGGUGUUGCUCCACAAAUUGUAACAAAUACAGACUUUACUAAGGCAUUUGCAUCUGUAAUGCGAAGACCUGCAUUUAUUCCUGUACCACGAAUAGUCUUGAAUAUCAUUUUUAAUGAAGAACGUGCAAAAAUUAUGCUAGAAGGACAAAAAGUUAUACCAAAACGUGUUAAUGAAUUAGGAUUUCAAUAUAAAUAUCCUGAUAUUAAUUCUGCCUGUGCUGAAUUAAUUAAAAAUAAAUAAAUAAUAAUAUGUAUAUAUUUUUUAAAAUUAACAGUAUAUUUAGAUUAUAUUAAUUUAUAUAUUUGCAUUAUUAUAUAAAAAAUACU